This is a messenger RNA of Microdochium trichocladiopsis, 579 nucleotides long. RefSeq lists its product as uncharacterized. The transcript is spliced from 2 exons. Lineage: Eukaryota; Fungi; Ascomycota; Sordariomycetes; Xylariales; Microdochiaceae. The record is from RefSeq and is a predicted model, not a curated record. Bases 1 to 579 code for a protein of 192 amino acids.
AUGCGUUCCUCUCAGAUCAUCGCCCUGUCUGGGCUCAUUAUCUCCAGCGCUACCGCCCAGCGGUACGAGGCCAACAUCGGCUUCGCCAUGGACUCGGACAGCUGCGGCGACGGCUUCUACAUCGGGUGCUCGGUCAACCCGGGCGACUGCUGCAGCAUUGGUCCGGGUUGGGAGGGCAAGUCUGUCUCGUUCGUCCUGGGCAGCGACUCUCCCAACGUGAUUGGCAAGGCGUUCUCGGGCGAAGACUGCCUCGCAGGCACCUCUGUCGGCGAGCAGGCCAGCGGCGCCCUCAACUACUUCUGCCUCAGCAAGCCGUCAGCCCCAGCGACGAGCGCUUACUACCUUCCGAACAACAGCACCGGCUGCGGGAGCCGUGCUAGCGCCAGCCGCAUGGCUAGGCGAGGUGUUGUUGGUGGCAGCGUCAAGGGUACCAAGGAGUGCCGCUCGCCGGACCACAUCAUCUUGCCCGGCGGCGCUCGCGCCAACAUUGAGGGACUUGCCGAGAGGGAUCUCGAUAUGAUUGUUGCCCGCCGCGACGCAGCGGAUGUUGACGCACAGCUCGCCGCUUUUCGCAAGUAG